UCCAUUCAUAGCACACAUACACAUCAUAUAUAUCACACACACACUCGAGCCAGCAUAUAUCAUAUAUGUACACUGGGUGUACUUGGAGAUCGACCCGAUCUAGCUAGGUAGCUAUAUAAAACCCAUAACUACGUCUAUCUAUCUCCACACACGUGUGCGUGAGCAGAGGCCGGGCAAUGAGGAAGCCCAUAGACUGCCCAACGAUGAAGUGCGGCGGCGGCGUGGUGGCGCCGGGAAACAGCAAUGUGGGCGCUGCAGCAGCCGCGAAGCUGCGGAAGGGGCUGUGGUCGCCGGAGGAGGACGAAAGGCUGGUGGCGUACAUGCUGCGGAGCGGGCAGGGAUCGUGGAGCGACGUGGCGCGCAACGCCGGGCUGCACCGGUGCGGCAAAAGCUGCCGCCUCCGGUGGAUCAACUACCUCCGGCCGGACCUCAAGCGGGGCGCCUUCUCGCCACAAGAAGAGGACCUCAUCGUCAACCUCCACGCUAUCCUCGGCAACAGGUGGUCUCAGAUUGCUGCCAGGCUGCCGGGGCGCACCGACAACGAGAUCAAAAACUUCUGGAACUCCACCAUCAAGAAGCGGCUCAAGAUGAGCUCCGCGGCUUCGUCUCCGGCGACAACGGAAUGCGCGUCACCGCCGGAUCCCAAGCACGACGGUGGCAGUGCCAGCUGCCUCGACCUCACCAGCUUAGACGACGGCGGCCACCACGCAAUGAAGAGCGUGUGGCGGAUGGACUCGUCCUCCUCUACCUCCUCGUCCUCGUCGAUGCAGCAGCAGAGCCGGCCGUCGACGAUAGCUGUGGCGGCGGCCAGGGUCUACGGCGGCCUCCUCCUCCCCCUCCCUGACCAAGUCGGUGGCGUCGCGCCAUCCACCGACACGUCGGCCCUGCCGUUCUUCCACGACCAUGCAUCCUUUAAGCAGGUUGACCCAUUUCAUGGUGGUAGCUACUACAACCAUGGGAUGGCAAUGGGAGGAGCAAGCGGCUGCUUCACGGCAGAAGAAGCAGCAGUCAGCGUAGGAAGCGAACAUGGUGUCCUCUUCAACGUGCCCCCUCUGCUAGAGCCCAUGGCGGUAGCAUUACAAGGUCAAACCCUAAUGGCAUCAAGCGGUAAGGACACCAACAUCAACCAUAAAAAGAUUAACAUGUCUGCUGAGGCUACCACACUGAGUAGCAACAAUGGCAGCAACAUCACCGACAGCAACAACAACAAGAACAAUGUCAAUAGUGUGGUCUCCUACUGGGAGCAGCAUGGUCACCAGCAGCACAUGAGCAGGAACGUAGUCAUGGGGGAGUGGGACUUGGAGGAGCUGAUGAAAGACGUGUCAUCUAUGCCUUUCCUUGAUUUCCAAGUUGAGUGAUGACUGGCUGGUGGGGCACACCUCCUAGCUGAGGAGUACAUGCAUAUACAGAUAUACACAUAUAAGUAUAUAUAUUCGUUAAAGGUAGUAUUUUUCCUUGACAUUAUUUCCCCCAUGUACAAGAUUUUUUCUUCACAGCCACACUCCUUCACUUUUGAUGCUACAUAUCUUGACAAAUUCGUUCUUGUAUACAGACAUACAAAUAAUUAAAGCAAAGGUACUUGAGUUAUAUUUUGUCAA
Messenger RNA from Lolium perenne, 1598 nucleotides. RefSeq names its product transcription factor MYB83. Lineage: Eukaryota; Viridiplantae; Streptophyta; Magnoliopsida; Poales; Poaceae. The record is from RefSeq and is a predicted model, not a curated record.